UCCGAGGCCGUUAACGGCGGCGCGGCCGGGCCGCGGCUCCAAAACAAAGGGCAGGCGGCCCGCGGGGCGGCGGCGGGAGGAUGCCUCGCGCCCUGCCGAGGCGCCAACGGCCGCAGCGCGUCCCGGGCCGCGCCGGCGCCGCCUGAGAGCCGAGCCCGCGCUGACCGGGGCCCGGGCCGGAUGGGCGCUGCGGGCCGGGGCGCGGACCGCCGAGCGGCCGUUGUGACAUUUUUCUCUCGUCCCAGCUGUGUGGACAGUGCCACACGCCCUCCGAACAACAACGGCUCUUGCGUGCAUCUUUCAGUGUUUCUUUUGUCAGAGAGCCCAGCAGAGCCACCAGCCUUCCAGUGCCAGCCCUGAGCUGAGCGAGGAGUGCCCAGCCGAGAUGGUGAAGAUGACAAAAUCCAAAACUUUCCAAGCUUAUCUGCCAAACUGUCACCGAACAUACAGCUGUGUCCACUGCAGAGCCCACCUGGCCAAUCACGAUGAGCUGAUCUCCAAGUCUUUUCAGGGAAGUCAGGGACGAGCCUACCUCUUCAAUUCUGUGGUGAAUGUGGGCUGCGGCCCCGCAGAGGAGAGGGUCCUUCUCACUGGUCUGCACGCGGUCGCAGACAUCUACUGUGAAAACUGCAAAACCACGCUCGGGUGGAAAUAUGAACAUGCCUUUGAAAGCAGUCAGAAAUAUAAGGAAGGAAAAUUUAUUAUUGAGCUUGCCCACAUGAUCAAAGACAAUGGUUGGGAGUAAAGUGAAAACUUUGUUCUCUUCCGAAUACUAUUUUGUGAAAGAGACUGUAAGCGUAACGGAGGCAUCCUGGAUGACAGUAUUUCUUGAACUUGAACCUUACGGCGGGCUGGCUUCUCCCGGCCGUUCAGGUGGUAAGGUGUCCCUCCAGCCUCUCUCCUGUUGACAUACAUGGCUGUUUCUGAAAUGUUUCAAUGACCUUUUGCUAACUUCUCAAGUUCUAGAGAAAGAAUUAACCAACUGAUGACUUAACCUGUCUAGUUAAUACCUUCUUUUAAGAGAGAGUUUGCCUGUGCUCCUUCAUGUUUGAUAGAAAACCAAACCAAAUUUCCACGGACCACAGGGUUAGGGGCUUUUCGGGGAGCAAGCUCACUCCCCUCUUUUUUUGAGCGAGGGUACUGUAGGCCACUUUUUUUCUAAUUUGUGAAACUACAGAUGGGUUAGUCCUCUUGCAGAUGAGCUGUUAAGGCAUAGUGCUCAUUUAGGAAUCUUCCAGAAACAGUCAAG
Messenger RNA from Odobenus rosmarus divergens (Pacific walrus), 1249 nucleotides. It is a transcript of the gene YPEL1, whose product is annotated as yippee-like 1 (Drosophila). Lineage: Eukaryota; Metazoa; Chordata; Mammalia; Carnivora; Odobenidae. Bases 386 to 745 code for a protein of 119 amino acids. The transcript has 5 exons. The record is from RefSeq and is a predicted model, not a curated record.